GCCCCGCCCCCGCCGCCGGCGCGCCGCUCGGGAGGCCUGCUCGCCCGCGGUGUAGAGGUCCGGCGGCCGCGUCCUGUCCGGAGGUCGUCGGUUCGAGUCCUCGUCCGCGUCGCGGCCCCGGUGCCCGAUCUGGUCCCGCGGGCUCGGCCGUUGCGGGCCGCGCGACCCGGCGUUCGUGGCGAAUCUGCCGCCGCGAAUCGACUGGCCCGGCGCCGGCGGCAUCGCGAGAGUGCGGCGCGCACGGACGCGGGCGGCGGGCCUGGCGGGCUGAGGGCCGCGGGCUGAGGGCCGGGCGGCGCGGGCGGCGCGGGCGGCGCGGGCGGCGCGGGCGACCCGGGGCGGGCCCCGCGGCCGCACCAUGACGGGCCGCGUGUGCCGCGGCUGCGGCGGCACGGACAUCGAGCUGGACGCGGCGCGCGGCGACGCGGUGUGCACGGGGUGCGGCUCGGUGCUCGAGGACAACAUCAUCGUGUCCGAGGUGCAGUUCGUGGAGAACAGCGGCGGCGGCUCGUCGGCCGUGGGCCAGUUCGUGUCGCUCGACGGUGCUGGCAAGACCCCAACCCUGGGCGGUGGCUUCCAUGUGAACCUGGGAAAGGAGUCCAGAGCGCAGACCCUACAGAAUGGGAGGCGCCACAUCCACCACCUGGGGAGCCAGCUGCAGCUGAACCAGCACUGCCUGGACACAGCCUUCAACUUCUUCAAGAUGGCCGUGAGCAAGCACUUGACCCGAGGCCGGAAGAUGGCCCACGUGAUCGCGGCCUGCCUCUACUUGGUUUGCCGGACAGAGGGCACACCACACAUGCUCCUGGACCUCAGCGACCUGCUCCAGGUGAACGUGUACGUGCUGGGGAAGACGUUUCUGCUCUUGGCAAGGGAGCUCUGCAUCAACGCGCCAGCCAUAGACCCCUGCCUGUACAUCCCACGCUUUGCUCACCUGCUGGAGUUCGGGGAGAAGAACCAUGAGGUGUCCAUGACAGCCUUGAGGCUCUUGCAGAGGAUGAAGAGGGACUGGAUGCACACAGGCCGGCGCCCCUCCGGCCUCUGUGGAGCAGCACUCCUGGUUGCAGCCAGAAUGCAUGAUUUCAGGAGAACCGUCAAAGAAGUCAUCAGUGUGGUCAAAGUGUGUGAAUCCACGCUACGGAAGAGGCUCACGGAAUUUGAAGACACCCCUACCAGUCAGCUGACCAUCGACGAGUUUAUGAAGAUCGACUUGGAGGAAGAAUGUGACCCCCCCUCUUAUACAGCGGGACAGAGGAAGCUGCGCAUGAAGCAGCUUGAACAGGUCCUAUCAAAAAAACUGGAGGAAGUUGAAGGUGAAAUAUCCAGUUACCAGGAUGCCAUUGAGAUUGAACUAGAAAAUAGCCGGCCAAAGGCAAAGGGGGCACUCGCCAACCUGUCAAAAGAUGGCUCUGUUGAGGACACCGCAUCCAGCCUGCUUGGUGAGGAGGACGUCGAGGAUGAGGAGCUGGAGGCCGCGGCCAGCCACAUGAACCAGGACUUCUACAGGGAGCUCCUGGGUGGUGGCAGCGGCAGUGCAGAGGCCGCAGAGAACCCUGAGGGGGGCGGCAGGGCCCUGGCCUUGGAGUCACUCCUUGGCCCCCUGCCCACAGCGGCCAGCCUGGGCAUCUCAGAUUCCAUCCGCGAGUGUAUCUCUGCCCCGGGCCGGGACCCCGAAGAUACCUCGGGGGACGGUGAGCUGGACCUCAGCGGCAUUGAUGACCUGGAGAUCGACAGAUACAUCCUGAACGAGUCAGAGGCCCGAGUGAAGGCUGAGCUGUGGAUGCGGGAGAAUGCCGAGUACCUGCAAGAGCAGCGGGAGAAAGAAGCGAGGAUAGCCAAGGAGAAGGAGCUCGGCAUCUACAAGGAGCACAAGCCCAAGAAGUCUUGCAAACGGCGGGAGCCGAUCCAGGCCAGCACAGCGGGGGAGGCCAUUGAGAAGAUGCUGGAGCAGAAGAAGAUCUCCAGCAAGAUCAACUACAGCGUGCUUCGGGACCUCAACAGCAAGGGCGGGGGCAGCCCGCAGAGGGAAGGGACCCGGCCCGCAGAGAGGGCCAGCUCCAGGAGGCUGUCGAGGAGGAGAACCCCAGCCAGCAGGAACGGGGCCGACCCUGGGGCCUGUGUGGGCAAGAGGUUGAGGCCUCUGGUGUCUACACAGACGGCUAAGAAGGCAGCCAUGGGAGAGGCUGUGCUCCCAAGUCCUCCUGCCCUGGGAGCAGAGCUGGUCAGGCCAGCAGCGGUCCUGGUGGAGAGCGGCCCUGUGUCAUACCACCCCGAGGAGGACGCAGACGAGGAGGAGGCCGACGAGGAGGACGGGGAGCCCUGCGUCAGUGCCCUGCAGAUGCUGGGUGGCAACGAUUAUGGCUGUGACGGUGAUGAUGACGAAGGCUACUGAGUGUGACCUCAAGGCCAGGCAACACCCAGGUUCUGGACCCUGAUGUGUCUUGUGGGAUUGGAUGCCCUCUGGGGCCACCGCCUGUGGGCGUGAAUGCCGAGACCAGGGACCAGCGGAACACUGCCCUGCUUGCUGCAGAGCCCUCACCCCAUGGCCACACGGAGCUUCCAUGGGACUUUCUGUUGGGAUCAUGUUUUGAGCAAAGUAAGGAAUACUUGUACCCAGCAAGGGGAACCAGA
Messenger RNA from Sciurus carolinensis (gray squirrel), 2631 nucleotides. RefSeq names its product BRF1 RNA polymerase III transcription initiation factor subunit (gene Brf1). The coding region runs from base 359 to 2392 and encodes 677 amino acids. Lineage: Eukaryota; Metazoa; Chordata; Mammalia; Rodentia; Sciuridae. Gene Ontology annotation, molecular function: RNA polymerase III type 3 promoter sequence-specific DNA binding; TBP-class protein binding; RNA polymerase III general transcription initiation factor activity. The record is from RefSeq and is a predicted model, not a curated record. The transcript has 18 exons. Gene Ontology annotation, cellular component: transcription factor TFIIIB complex; transcription preinitiation complex; nucleus. Gene Ontology annotation, biological process: transcription by RNA polymerase III; transcription preinitiation complex assembly; DNA-templated transcription initiation.